CUGUCCUCCUCUCACAUUAGGGAGUCAUGACAUCACAGCAGGAGGCUUUGUCCUUCCAGAGGUUUUUGCAGUACGUGGAGGACAGUGGCCUUCACGUCUACGAUGAUUUGGUGAUCCAGAACGCCUCUGAUAUCUCCAGGGAGAGUGACCGCAUUCGUAACCAGACCAACUGGACCUACCAACAAGAGAAACACCAGAAGAAGAGACGGCAGGAGGACACCAUCAAGAGGAUCGGUGAAGAUGUUUCCAAGGCAACAGAAGGAAGCUAUGCUGGAAAACACUUCAGGAUAGGCUUCAUGACGAUGCCCGCGCCACAGGACAGAGUGGCCCCUCCCAUCCAGGGAUUUGCUGUCCGUUCCCAGAGUCUCCACUCGGUGGGUGUAGCUGAUGAUGAUUCCAAUCACAGUCGAAAACAACCACCCCCCAAACCCCGGAGAGAUCCCAACACCAAACUCAGCAACAGUUCAGAGAUGGUUAAUGGGGGCUCAAGUGCCACCAAGAACCCCAGAGACACCAACAAAUCACCACAGCAGAUCGAAGCUAGAUCUCAUCUUAACUCUGAGGAAUUCAAGAAAAUAAGAUCUCAUCUUAACUCUGAGGAAUUCAAGAAAAUACCUCCUCCUAAACCCAGAAGGAACCCCAACACCCAGCUGAGCUCCUCAUUUGAUGAGUCCUACAUCCAUAACUAUGGAAACAGGAAGUGCUCACUGCAAUUGGAAAAAUCUUCUUCCCAGAGUCAGAGUCCAGCAUCUCAAGACACGGAUGAUGAUGAACCAGUUUACAUUGAGAUGGUAGGAAACAUCCUGCAGGACCUCAAAGGACAAGACAGUCAAGAGGAUGACCAAAAUGAGUCCGUCUAUGAGGAGAUGAAAUAUCCUGUCCCAGAAGAGUUUCUGCAAGACCCAGGAUUGGACAGUAAUCCUGCCAUCAUGGUUCCUGAUUCCUGGUCAUCCACUUGGCAUGGAUCCAGUUGUAAUAUCCCUCCACCCUUCCCCAAUCUUCUUGCACACCAUCCACCACUCCUCAUCUUUCCCUCUGCACCCACUCAGUGCUCACCAAAUUCUGAUGAGUCGCCUCUGACCCCACUGGACGUCUUCCGGCUCCCCAUGUUGGAGCACGUUGGCGCCAUCAAAUCAGGACCAGCUGAAGUCCAGCAACACUGGAAGGAACGAGAUCAAGAGAGAGGCCAAGAAUUUCCCUCCAGUCACACCAUCACAUCAUCAGGACGCUCAUCUGCUCCGCCCCUUUCCUCAAGCUCCUCCCAUAUGGCUCACGUUUACCCACGCAGCCAGUCAGCAUGCCCUUCCCCUGUCAGCAUGAGUCAUUCUUUAACUCCUGUCAACCUGAAGAGGCCACCACCAUAUGAGACUUUGACUGCAGGAGGCAGCACACGCAGGCUAUCAUCGUCCAUGCAGGUGACUCAGGAGGGACUGACGAAACUCAGUGACCUCACCUCCUCCACCCAGAACGUGUUGAUUGGGUCACAGAUACCACCCAGUCCCAGAGAAGACCAGACCAUUCCCAGCAUGACGAAAAAAGGAUCAGGGCACCAGAAGAACAGGGAGACAGAAGGAUCAGUGAUGACCAUCUCAGUCUUUGUCUUUGUGCAGUUUUUCAUUGAAUCCAGACAAUCAUCUAAAAUCAUAUUUGCAGAGACACUAUUUCCAUUCGUUGGCAUGUAG
Thalassophryne amazonica is the source of this 1682-nucleotide messenger RNA. RefSeq names its product neuronal tyrosine-phosphorylated phosphoinositide-3-kinase adapter 2-like. The record is from RefSeq and is a predicted model, not a curated record. Gene Ontology annotation, biological process: phosphatidylinositol 3-kinase/protein kinase B signal transduction; neuron projection morphogenesis. NCBI's taxonomy places the organism in Eukaryota, Metazoa, Chordata, Actinopteri, Batrachoidiformes, Batrachoididae. The transcript is spliced from 4 exons. Bases 27 to 1682 code for a protein of 551 amino acids.